Molecule: messenger RNA, 1664 nt
Organism: Nasonia vitripennis (jewel wasp)
Lineage: Eukaryota; Metazoa; Arthropoda; Insecta; Hymenoptera; Pteromalidae
Gene: Acat2
Product: acetyl-CoA acetyltransferase, cytosolic
Exons: 8
Coding region: 83-1267 (394 amino acids)
Biological process (GO): fatty acid beta-oxidation
Molecular function (GO): acetyl-CoA C-acetyltransferase activity
Source: RefSeq, a predicted model, not a curated record
CCAUCAGUCAGCGCUCGACGCUCGUCCAAGUCACAACUCUUUCUUUUUCUCCGUAUAGCUCGAAAAUCAGCCAGAAGCAAAGAUGUGCGACCCCAAGGAUGUCGUUAUCGUGUCAGCUGUUCGCACCCCUAUAGGUUCCUUCUGUGGCUCGCUAUCAUCGCUGAAGGCAUCGGAUCUUGGCAGCAUUGUAAUCAAGGAAAGCUUGGCCAGAGCCAAUUUGAAGCCUACCGAUGUCUCCGAAGUGAUAAUGGGACAAGGACUGACGGCAGGACAGGGGCAGAAUCCAGCGAGACAGGCUUCCAUACAAGCUGGUCUUCCUAUUACUGUACCAGCUUAUCUUGUCAGCAUGUUGUGUGGAUCAGGCCUCAAGUCUAUUAUGAAUGGUUACCAAGCAAUCAAGAGUGGGGAGAGCGAAGUAAUUGUGGCUGGUGGACAAGAGAGCAUGAGUAAAGCUCCUCACGCAAUUCAUCUUAGAGAUGGAGUAAAAAUGGGUGAUGCAACAAUGGUUGAUACCAUGCUGGUUGAUGGCCUUACUGAUGUUUUCAACAAUAUUCACAUGGGUGUUACUGCUGAAAAUCUGGCUAAAAAAUAUGCUAUUAGCAGAGAGGAGCAAGAUGAAUUUGCUGCCCGAUCUCAACAUAAAGCUGAAAUUGCGAUGACUAAAGGGUACUUUGACAAAGAAAUCAUUCCAGUGCCUGUGACAAUUCGAAGAAAAACGACCAUUGUAUCCAAGGAUGAAUUCCCAAAACCAGGUACAACUGCAAAAGAUCUUGCAGGAUUGAAACCUGUGUUUGUCAAAGAUGGAACAGUAACUCCUGGCAACGCGUCAGGAAUAAACGAUGGAGCGGCAGCGGUUGUUCUAAUGUCAAGCGAGACUGCCACUAAAAAAGGACUAAAACCAAUGGCCCGCAUAGUCGCGAUGACCGUGGUUGGCCUCGAGCCCGAUAUCAUGGGUUACGGACCCGUUCCCGCAGUCGAAUUACUGCUCAAAAAAGCCCAAUGGAAGAAGGAAGAGGUAGACUUAUUUGAAUUGAAUGAAGCCUUUGCUGCUCAAUCCAUUGCAUGUGAACGCAAUCUUGGAGUAGAUCCUGAAAAAGUUAAUAUUAGUGGCGGAGCUAUUGCUCUUGGUCACCCUAUUGGUGCUUCAGGUGCAAGAAUUGUCGUGACCUUGCUCUACUUGCUGGAAAGAACAGGAGGAAAGAAAGGUGUUGCAUCCCUUUGUAUAGGUGGAGGUAUGGGUAUUGCUAUUGCUGUUGAGAGACUUUAAGAACUGCCAAUGUCAGUGUAAGCAAUCAUUUACCGAGAAUAGGCUAAUACCUCAAUUGUAUUAUAAAAUACCAUAGAUGAUUAUAUAUAUAUAUAUAUAUAUAUAUAUAUAUAUAUAUAUAUAUAUAACCUGUCAUGGACGUUUUUGCUUGUUGACAAAUAAUUUUACUAAACUGAUUUGCAAAGCCUACAUUUAGUAUUUUAAUACUUUUCUAAAUGAUAACGUACAAGACAAUAAACCGUUGCAAGUAACUUUUAUAAAAUCCUAAGGCAUAGAUAAAGUGUGCCUAUAUUUGUAGCUGAGUUAAAUUUUAUCUUUGUUGAUUGCUACUUCCUGUAAAUGUGUAUAUUAAAAAAAGAACAGUAUUUUAUAAAAAAAUAAAAAUUGUUACUCAAAG